AUGUCGGGUAGCUCAAGAUUUCAAAGCAAAAAGAGAAUUCCUUGGACAGAACAGGUAUAUAGAUUUACAAAAAUAGGAGGAUGACCUCUUGCAAUCAUUUGUUAAUAUAUAUAUCAAUCAAAAACAAGCCUGGAGUAAAAUAUCAGAAGAGCUUCUCAAAAAAGGGUAUUUAAGGAAUCCUAAGGAUUGCAGAGAAAGAUUUUAAAAUUACCUUGACUCAAAAUUCAAUAAGAAUAAAUUGACUAAACAUGAGGUUGAUAAACUUUUUGAGCUCAUUUCGAUAUAUGGGAAUAAAUGGGUAUAAUUUACUUAUAAUUAGACUUGCAUUGCAGAAAAACUCAAUAAUAGAACUGAUUAGGAUGUCAAGAAUUAAUUUUAUGCCUUUGUGAAGAAGGUUUAUAGGAGAUUAUUGAAAGCAUCUCUAUCUAAUGAUCAAAAGAAUAAAAGUAAUCAUAUCUUCUAUCAAUUAAGGUUCCUAAAUUACAGCUUCUUUGCGACCUAUACUAAUUUCAAAUAUAUUUAGUAAAAAUAACAACAAUCAAAAAUACCCCAAUAUUUCAACAGAAAUGAAAGAAUUAUUCAUAAAGUUAAUUACUAAAAACAGAUCAAUUGAAAUAGGAGAUUAACUAGAAGAAGAUGAAAAAAAGUAAGUUAUAUAUUUAUCAGAUUAUUUAUAAAAAGAAAAGUAAAUUAUUUUAAAUGUUAUUUUAGUUUGUUUUAUCUCUAAAAUUAAAAUCAAAGAAGAAGUUUCAAUUAAAAGAUCUCUACUAAAACAAAAAUAAAAGAUUAAAUACAAUAGCAAAAAAUUAUUAAAAGAAUCAAAAAAUAGAAACACAUUUUUUUGAUUAAUAAUUAGAACUUUCUCUUUAAACUCAAAAUGAAUCAUUAAAAUGAAAUUACUGCUGCUGAUGAUUUAUAAUAAUUUGAACCACCCUAAAUUAUUUCCAGACCUCCUUUUUAGUAUUUCAAUUCCUCAAAUAAAUUUAAUUAAUUAUAUGUAAGAUAAUAAUUAAAAUUAAGUCUAAUGUGUAAGAUUAUCCAGAUACUUCUUAAGGGGAGCCAUUUUAAGAUACAAAUCAUCAUAAACCAAUAUGGGAUUGA
Paramecium sonneborni is the source of this 1101-nucleotide messenger RNA. The record is from the annotation of a GenBank genome assembly. Lineage: Eukaryota; Ciliophora; Oligohymenophorea; Peniculida; Parameciidae.